UGCGACAUCGACACCCUGGAGAGUGACACUGCAGGCCUGUGACUCGGAGAAGAACGUGCGGUCUAGGAUCACCUGGCCAGAGGCCGAGUGCGCAUCAUUGAGAGCGCGAAGCGUAAGACGACGCGCUCUGGGAUCACACUCGAUGGACAGCUCCUUGCCGACUUGAGCCAAGCACUGCAGCGCAGCGACGAACACCUUGAGCGCUUCCUCAGCGAUCUCAAGCCGCACCUCCAUAGUGAAAUGCAACGAUUCAUUUGAGUAACAAAAGUUUCCCCUCACGAGAGUGACAACCGCAUUAAAAACCUUAGUGCGACCAUCACUCUGCGAUUUCUUCCCCACCGUGCGACCAUGGAUGAGAUCGCGCUGCUCCAGCAGCAGCUCGCGGCCGUGCAGCAGCAGGAGGCGGCGCUCAAGCUGUCGGACCACAAUGUCAUUGACUUGCUGCUAAAGCUGCAACAGCUGGGCAAGCUCCAGGUCAUCCACACACGCACGGGCAAGCAGUUCCUGACGCCUCUCCAGGUUCAGCGGGAAAUCGCCGACUACGUGGCGCUGCAUGGUGGGCGUCUGAGCCUCACGGAGCUGGAAAAGCUCAUCGACGUGGAUCGCACGCAUGUCGAGAAGCAGGCGGCUGCGUUGUGUCGAGGCAGCAGAAGUAAGGACGGGUACUACUUGGUAAACAACGGCGAGGAGUUGCUUACGAGCUGGUACCUGGACGGCAUCAUGGAGGACACGGACGUCCUGCUACAGGAGAGCGGAACUACGUCUAUCGGAGACCUGGCACAGCAGUUUGGCUUCGCUGUGGACUAUAUGCGCGAUGUAGUACGCACGAGACUCGGCAGCAUCUUGAAGGCCAGGGAGAGGGACAACGUGCUGUACACGGACUCGUACGUGGCAGCGCAGAAGGCACGACUCCGAGGAGUAUUCACAGCCGUGACGCGGCCUGUGUUCGUGCCUGACAUACUGAGGAGCUUUGGCUUCGAUGAAGCUGUGGCCAAUGAGGCGCUGACGGAGCUGAUACAGACAAAAGUGUUGAUGGGCACAAUGAGAGGCCGCGAGUAUGUGCCCUAUGUGUUCAUGGCGGCGCAGAGGGAGAGUAUGUACUCGUUCUUCCAGCAGAAUGGGUACUUAGAGCACGCUCGAGCGAGGGAGCUCCAGGUUGCCAGGCCCUACGACUUUUUGAAGAAACGUUUCCCCGAUGCUGUACCGCUCCAGGAGAGUGUCGUGAGUCGGGCGCUGCAGCUUCAGUUGGAAGGAGCGGUGGAGGCUUCAGUGACUGAUAAUACGUUCGUGGAUGUGCGUUUGUUGCUGCCGAGUGCACUGCCGGCGGGAGAUGUGGCCUUGUUGCUGGGUAUGUCGCCAGCGCUGGAGAAGGCAGGACAUGUGUCCAAGGCAUACCAGAUCGCAGAGAGUUAUGCUGUCAGUUCGGGGUUCUUCGCUUCUUGCUUGGAGAAGUUUGGUGAAGAUGCCACAGCCAAGGCUUCUCGUACCGCUGCGCAGCAGAAGAGCAGCGCGGUACAGGCUAAAGUUCAUGAGAGCAGACAAGAAGUGGAGGAAGCUGACGAUUCAGAUGACGAGGACUUCGGCAGUAAGCGCGGUAAGAAGGGAAAACGAGGCAAGGGCAGCAAUAAACGCGACCAGGAAGAGUCUGGGGGACGUAGCGGAAAGUCUGGAAAAAGUAAGAAGGGCAAGCGUGGGUCGAAGCGUGGCGGAAAUACUGAUGACGACGAGAGCAAAUCAGCCUCUGCCCAAGUGUCUAUCGUGCCUUUACGUGAGGAGAUUAUUGAGCUUCUUGUAAGUUGGUUUCCUGCCGUCGAGGACCUCGAGGGCGAUGACGACUUCAUGGAUGGCAUGGCAUCGUACUUGGGGCCGAAGAUUGACGAGCUGUACUCCACCGCGCUAACCAAGGCUCUGUCUAGUAUUAUCCGUGGCGACGCUGCGUCGCUACGCGAGUUACGUAAGGUGUUCGAAGACCGAUUCGAUGAGCAGUUCACCAAGCUGCUCAUAUUGGAGAAGAGCUUUAACAAGCUUUCGAUGCACGUGGAUGCCAAGGAUGCUGCUGGCAUGGAGAAGCUUGCUCUCGUGGAGACACAUUUGCUUGAAUCAUCUGCUGUGGAACUUGCUGCACUGGUGACUAGCUUUAUGGCUGAGAGCAACAGUCUAGAACUAGAAGGCAUGCCUCUUUUAUCGACUCCCAAUGGUAAUGAAGAGGAAGGCAAAAAUGCAGCUACUCCGGUGACGUCGCUGAGCGAUGAGAACAAGAAGGUGCUUGAGUCCAGCCUUCCACAGUCCACUGCGAGUGCUCUGGUGCGGUUAUGGACGCUCGCCACGGCUGGCCGUCGGUCGUUAAGCGAUUUUACGGCCCACGUUCCAGUACUGGCUGAGGCUCUCAGCAUGCCACUUCGAAAAUUGGACCGGAAAAAGGAGCGCCAGUUUAUCUUCGGCUACCGACAAACAACUCUUGCGGAACUGGAUGAUAAGACAGCGCAACCGAUCGAGAGCAAGCAGCAGUAUGCUCUGGUAGCAACUUUGAUUCUGCAGCUUUUCUUCCAGCAACAAACAGGGCUUCCGGGCAGCUUCCCACGCGACACCGUGGCGUACACUGGAAUCGUGCUGAAGGCAUUCGAAGAUUCUGUGCCGGAGAAGGCGAUGUCUAUCAUGCAGGGACUCGUGAACGUCACGAACGCUAUUGUCGUCGACGAAGAUGAAGAGCAAAAGAGUACUUGGAGUGAGACUCUGGACGCUGCGCGCGCGUUGGUUCUGCUGAAAGACCUUAACUCCGUCGAAUGAGUCAACAAUUAACUAACUACGCGAGUGCCAUAUGCGUACAACUCGUGGCUGUUUGAAACCUGGAAUCGGAGUCUUCACGCACUGCUCGAUUCUCGGCAGCACGUUGAACAACACGUGAAGCUGUGCUGGCUAGACUGCUCAUGGCAGCGUACUGCGAUCGUGUGAGGUCACGGGCAUGCGGAUCGGCACAGCACACGGAGCCGAUGACCGUCUUGCCGUCCGACCCCAUCAACGGGAAGCCGCAGUAGAAGUUAAUGCCCAUCUUACGCACACUCGACAUGGCACUGAAGCGUACAUCGGCCUGGACGUGACGCGAUACAAGUGGAUGGGGGUCCAGAAUGGUCUGUGCGCAGAAGCCCUGCUCUCUCGGAUACGACAUACCACCAGGUACUGCCGGAUGAGUGGAAGCCAGCACAUGAAGCUGAGCCUUGUCAACGACAGUAAUCAUGCUCACAGCGCAGGCAAGCUCCUUCGAAGCCAGUGAGCAGAUGAUGCCAAGUUCAGGUACGUCGCCGAGUUCAUUCAGCUGCUGUCGGCGGAUGAGUUCUAGACGCUUAUACUCGUUAGAAGGGAUCGGUGGAAUGAUCGCUUCCAUCGGGUCUUGAGGAAACUCGAUCUGGUAGCUUCUCGAGUCGGCAUUAGCAAGCGGAUAGUCGUCUUCCCAGCGUGGCGACUCGCCCCACAUUCGUUUGAGACGCUCCACAUCAUCAAUUGGUUCGUCGUCGGUUUGUUCAGUUUCUCCAUCGUCAGUCUCUUCGUCACGUUCCCCGAGUAAAGGCAAUCCCCUUUUCGAGACUCCUGCUGACGCACUACGGAUCCUUGCAGUGCUUGAUCGUCUCCGAGCGCGCUCUUCGUCUACAAUAUCCUUCAUGACACUCAACACGCUGGCUUUACGUUUGCGUUGAGCUUCGCCACCUGCGGUUGCGUCUGCCAAGGUCUCAAGCAACAGAUCAUUUAAAGACGCCGGACGUGUCUUCAGUGUGGGUCGAGUGCGUCGAGAGCCAACGCCACGAAGACUGCCACCUGGAGUACUGUUCGCACGGCCAAUCGGAGACUGCGAGUCUGAAAUCACUCGCGCUGGACGCAGAUCUUCCUCGGUUACUGCGGUGUAUCGAGCUCGAUCCACACGAACGAGGCAGCGUUCACACACUCGAACCUGUUCGAUCUGUGGACGGGUAUCACCACGCGCUCGGUGUUCGCGCUCUUGGGCGUGUGCGCACUUCUCACAGACAAGGAAGCCGCACAGACAGCACAAGCGUUUUCUUGUGCGUUUGAAGAACUUGGAGAACGAGCGACGGCAACAAGCACAACGAGGGACAUUGGCGACGGUCUCGAGUGGAAGACGCGUGCUGUUGAUGAUGACCUGCAUUCCAAGUCGACGUCGUCGUACAACCAGAAGGAAUCGAUGACAACUCGCAGCAAGACGAAGCAUCCAGAGACGCGCUACACGUCGUUCGUGGCCUGCACGUUUGAACGCAUCGUGAGCAUCCGGUGGCAAAUAUUCGCCGUGGAAAACCACGCGAGUGGCUCGACCACUGGGAUCUUCUUCGAACGAGUAAUUGAUGACGACAUUCGGUACAUGCGGCGGAGAACGCGGCGGCGGUGUAAGUGCGUUAUCCAGGACGACACUGGAACGUGCGAUGGAUACAAGUGUUCGUGUGAAAGCCGGCGGAGGCGUGGCGCUAACCGCGCUGGCAGUGGACGAAGCUGUUCUUCGUGCCGACUGCUCUUCUUUUGCUCGGUUACGAGGAUGCAGCAACUCCAGAAAGCACCACGAUUCGUUCUUGGAGAACAUGCUUCCGCUUUCGAAAGUUGCAGUCUUGACGGAUAACUCUCUGUUCUCGAAUGCUCUCGCUGGGUUUCCAGCUCCUCGCUGUAUCUUGAUCGUACGCAAGAGCUCGCCCUCGACAAAUUCCCGACGGUAAAUACAGCGCAUCAUAUCACGAAACAUGUCAGUGGAAGCUACGCGAAACACAAGACGCAUUUCCUGCACGGUGCAAGGUAGAGAUCCCUCUGCUAGAACAGCGAACCCUUUGGGUCCCCAACGCGUUUGAUGUCGACGGUCACGAAUUGUGAGACGAGUGAAGAGCUUCAUAGCGUCGCUGUUCGUGUAGCCUCGCGGGAGCUUCUUUCGCUUCCAGACGCUUUCGUGCUUUUCACUAAGACUCGCUGCAGCCAGUUCCAUGUCGAGUUCGCCCCAGUUCACACUGGAAGCAGCCGCAGCAGCCACUUCGUGCAAUCGCUUAUCACUCAAUCGAGCCGACUCCAUCAUGGAUUCAACGGCCGGCGGUCGUCGACGCAGUGAGCUCGGGUGGUCUCCAUACCCGUCCCAAGACGGUUCCUCGCUGCGCUGGCUGUUGUAUUCAUACACGGCGCUACUCUCUCCGCUUUCGUAGCUGUAGCUGGCGUUCAACAUUGCAACAGAAGCUGAGCUGGCUCCGUUCACCGCCAUUGACGCUGACAAGUCCCCGCGCGACUGCUGUUUCCGCGGAGUCCCAUAGUUCCGGGUCGCCGGCAUCUCGUCGUACCCCGAUCGAUACUCGACGAACUUUCCAACUAAAAACGGUGAGUGCCCUCCUCGAAGCCUUCCGAGUCCGGAGAUGAUGGCAUCAAAGUGCCUCAAACCUUGCAAGAGCGGGCUCAGGAUUUGUCCUCCACGCUCCGAAUAUAACGCGAUGACAUGGAAGCGACUGCAGCAAGGGGUGCAACAACUGGGCGUUGCUUCGAAUGCCUUGAGUCAGAUGGUUUGCAUGGAUAAUCUCGUGGGAUGGGGAUCAUUGUGACCCACAUUGAUUUUCACUGCACCUUGCUCGACUUGGAGCUUUUUGAGCUGAUCUCCGAUCUGGUCGUCCGUACAUGCCGGGAAUGCGAACAUUGAAUGGAGAGCUUAAUGUUGACAAAUGGGUGCACUCUGGAAUGGUUCCGACGGUCAAGAACACAUACUUUCCGUUUAUCAAGGUAAAGGAUACCGUGUCCAAGUUCGAGCGCUUACCGUGCCCACAACGAAAUUAUGGCCACUGACAUGUGAGUCGGGACAAAGCAAUUGUCAGGGGGUUGCAGCUGUUGCAGUCGAAAUGUUGUCGCUGCUUCGCUUUCAAAGUUUUGCUCGCACGUGGCCUGAAUUUGAGGUGAAUAGUGCAGGAAUACGAUGCGACUAACGAAUGAAAGAUGCCAUUGUUGUCUUGGACGCUGCAGUCGGAAGACAUCGGAACACAACGACGGCAUCGUGGUCGAAUAGCGUUUCGACCAGAUUGAACACUACGGCACAGCAGCGUUCGACCAACACAGAUGCUGCCAAGUGCCUGUACACAGAACGCGCGACUCGACGCGAAAGGUUUUGUUUAGGCAUCUUGCCAGAACUCCUCAGCAGAGAUCUACAUGGUAUAUGCGAUACAUGUUAAACUAUACAUAGAAAUGUAUGUGUAUUUUGCUACGUGAGGAUAGCACGUAGCAGUGUAUUCUCAGAAUACUAUUCUGGGAAUUACUGUAGUACAUGCACCUAUUUGAUAAAAAUGAAG
Phytophthora nicotianae INRA-310 is the source of this 6305-nucleotide messenger RNA. RefSeq lists its product as hypothetical. NCBI's taxonomy places the organism in Eukaryota, Oomycota, Peronosporomycetes, Peronosporales, Peronosporaceae. The coding region runs from base 349 to 2787 and encodes 812 amino acids. Gene Ontology annotation, molecular function: UFM1 ligase activity. The record is from RefSeq and is a predicted model, not a curated record. The transcript is spliced from 2 exons. Gene Ontology annotation, cellular component: endoplasmic reticulum membrane. Gene Ontology annotation, biological process: protein K69-linked ufmylation; response to endoplasmic reticulum stress; regulation of proteasomal ubiquitin-dependent protein catabolic process.